AAAAAGCAAGACAAGCAGCUAAAGUAAGUGCCAAAGGGGUUCUUAUGCUUGACCACCAUAUAUACUAGGUUCAUGAUCUAUGUUUCCUUAAUAUGAAAACAAAUAACCUACAGGUUGAUAUCGCAGUACCAAACAAUACUACAUCCAUCAAUCCUAGUUUAGAUGGCAUUCAAAUUGCACCCACCCAAGAGAGAGAGAGAGAGAGAGAGUAACCGUAAACCAGGCCACAUUUCCAUACGGGGGAGACGGCAAUUAAUCCUUAUCGUCUAAUGUAAUCUUUAUCUCCAUUCUUUGCAGUCGAACCAUCUCUUUUUAAACCGCACCAAACAUCAACAUCCAAUCCCAAGCCUGACUCCUUUUCCAUGGAAUCAGCCGGAGCCACCACCCACUCUAAGGCCACUUCAAGCAUCUCCAACGACAAGACCAUCAUGGUAAAGGCCAAAGAGAAGGAAGGAGCAGUAGGAGGAGGAGAUCCACCAGAGGGCAAUGAAAUCUUAUUAGAUCUCGGCCUCUCCAAUAAGGAGUCCGAUGAUGGCAUCUUGUCAUCAGCCCAGCCGGUGCUUGAGCUCGACCUUAUCGGAUCGUUAGAUGCCGCAGCCAGCCGGACUGCCGUCGAGGCCCCAGCGCCGCCGGAGUCCCUAGCGUCGGAGCAAAGGGUGUUCCCAUGCAACUACUGCCAUAGGAAGUUCUACAGCUCGCAGGCGCUCGGCGGGCACCAGAACGCUCACAAGCGCGAGCGGUCACUUGCCAAGCAUGGUCCCCGCCCGGGCCUCAGCCCUGCCAACCACCCCAUGCACUGUUUUCCACCGAGCAUGGCGGCGGCGCCGCUGCAUGGGGCCUUUGGCUGGAGGCCGCUGGGAAUUCAGGUGCACUCCAUGGUCCACAAACCUUCCUUCGGGGUGGUGCCCAAGGUGGGAGGACUGCUAAAUGCCAAGCAUGGGUGGUGUCGGCCGGCGACAUCAAUCAUCAAUCAGCAACCAGCCAUUAGGAGACUGCAAAUUGAGAACUUUGGGGCCUGCGGUGCGGCCAGAGGUCCUGUCGCAAGGUUUGAUGAGCCGGCGGUGGCGACCGGAGGGUAUCGGUGGGGUGGUGGGAAUCAAAUGAGUGUUGGGAAAGAGGAGGUGCAGAAGCUCGAUUUAUCUCUCAAGCUUUAGAGUAUGGUAGGUGAAGUAGUUUUAGAUCUUUGAUCUCUAGAGACAAGUCAAGCUCUUGUUAUAGGCAAGAAAUUGUUCAUGUGGAUUGAUAGUUGAGGAGAUUCUUGAUGAUGAUCUUCGGUGGUUGAGAACUUUCAUCCUGAUGGAUUGGAUGCUUAUCUUUGUUUGACUAUAGAUAUUAAUGGAUACUAACACGUUUUUCUGAUCAUGUAAUAACAAUUCCUUGGAA
Messenger RNA from Elaeis guineensis (African oil palm), 1383 nucleotides. Its product is annotated as zinc finger protein 1. Gene Ontology annotation, biological process: negative regulation of abscisic acid-activated signaling pathway. The record is from RefSeq and is a predicted model, not a curated record. NCBI's taxonomy places the organism in Eukaryota, Viridiplantae, Streptophyta, Magnoliopsida, Arecales, Arecaceae.